Molecule: messenger RNA, 447 nt
Organism: Diaporthe citri
Lineage: Eukaryota; Fungi; Ascomycota; Sordariomycetes; Diaporthales; Diaporthaceae
Exons: 3
Coding region: 1-447 (148 amino acids)
Biological process (GO): phosphorelay signal transduction system; phosphorylation
Cellular component (GO): cytoplasm; nucleus
Molecular function (GO): protein histidine kinase binding; histidine phosphotransfer kinase activity
Source: RefSeq, a predicted model, not a curated record
AUGCCCGAGAACGAGGAGGCCCUGCCAGAUUUCGGCGACCAUGUCGACAUGGGCACCUUCUCCCAGAUCCUGGAGAUGGAUGAGGAUGAGAGCGAGCGCGAGUUCUCCAAGCCUCUGGUCCUCAACUUCUUCGAGCAGGUUGAGGAGACCUUCGAGAAGAUGGACACUGCCCUUGCCGAGAAGGACCUGAACGAACUGUCCAGCCUCGGCCACUUUUUAAAAGGGUCCUCGGCCACUCUUGGCUUCAACAAGGUUCGAGACAGUUGCCAGGUCAUCCAACAGUACGGCCACAAGCAAACUCUCGACGGCACCGAAGAGCCCGAUGAGAAGGUGUGCCUCAGCAAGAUCACCGACGCUCUCAAGACGGUAAAGGUCGAUUUCGCCGAGCUCGAGAAGGAGCUGAAGAUCUUCUUCAAUAGCGGCGACUCCGAGACCAAUGAAGAUUGA